AUGGGGCUCAGGGAGGGACUGCCCUCAGACCUGGGUGGACAAGCCGAGGGCCGGCAGCGCAUAUACGCCGUCCAGCCAGAGGGGCGGCGCCCCCUUCCAGGUGACCACUGGCUGGGGCUGCAGCACAUCUCGGACGUGACGGCCCAGCCAGGCCUGCAGAUUGAGCUGAUGGUGGACCUGGGGUACGUGGACAGUCUCAUGCUUUGGGCCCACUAUGACAACUUCCACGUGGACAAGGAGGACCAGCUGACCCUGAGCCAGUACUUGGGGAACACUGGCAGCACCAAGUGGGCCCUGGGUUCCACCAUGCUGCGCAUUCCGGCAUCAAGCGCGUGGGGCGAGCGAUGGGAGCUGCAGCUCAAGGGCGCCGGCCCCACGCCCUUCUCCAGACAGGCUGACGGUCGCAAAGUCCUGCGGUCGAGCAUCCGUGAGUUCCUGUGCAGCGAAGCCAUGUUCCACCUGGGGAUCCCCACCACACGGGCCGGGGCCUGCGUCACGUCCGAGUCCACAGUGGUGCGCGAUGUGUUCUAUGAUGGUAAUCCAAAAUAUGAAAAAUGCACGGUUGUGUUGCGUAUAGCUUCCACUUUCCUAAGGUUUGGAUCCUUUGAAAUUUUCAAGUCUGCCGACGAGCACACAGGGCGGGCGGGCCCCAGCGUGGGAAGGAAUGACAUUCGCGUGCAGAUGCUUGACUAUGUGGUUGGCUCUUUCUACCCCGAAGUCCAGGCCGCCCACGGCAGCGACCGCGUGCAGAGGAACGCCGCCUUCUUCCGGGAGGUGACCCGCCGCACAGCCCGGAUGGUGGCAGAGUGGCAGUGUGUGGGCUUCUGCCACGGCGUGCUCAACACCGACAACAUGAGCAUCGUGGGGCUCACCAUCGACUAUGGGCCCUUCGGCUUCCUGGACAGAUACGACCCCGACCACGUGUGUAAUGCCUCCGACAACACUGGGCGCUAUGCAUACAGCAGGCAGCCCGAGGUGUGCAAGUGGAACCUGCAGAAGCUGGCCGAAGCUCUGGAGCCCGAGCUGCCCCGCGAGCUGGGCGAGGCCAUCCUGGCCGAGGAGUUUGAUACCGAGUUCCAAAGGCACUACCUGCAGAAGAUGCGCAAGAAGCUGGGCCUUGUGCGAGUGGAGCAGGAGGAGGACACGGCGCUGGUGGUCAAGCUCCUGCAGACCAUGCACCUGACUGGUGCUGACUUUACCAACACCUUCUACCUGCUGAGCUCCUGCCCAGUGGAGCCAGAGUCACCAGACCUGUCUGAGUUCCUGGCCACACUGACCUCACAGUGCGCCUCCUUGGAGGAGCUAAAACUUGCCUUCCGACCCCAGAUGGAUCCCCGGCAGCUCUCGAUGAUGCUGAUGCUGGCACAGUCAAACCCACAGCUCUUUGCACUCUUGGGCACCCACGCAAACCUCACAAGGGAGCUGGAGCGUGUGGAGCAGCAGUCAAGGCUGGAGCAGCUGAGCCCAGCUCAGCUGCAGAGCAGGAACCAGGGCCACUGGACCACCUGGCUCCAGGAGUACAGAGCCCGCCUAGACAAGGACAGGGAGGGUGUCAGCGACACGGCGGCCUGGCAGGUAGAGCGUAUGCGUGUGAUGCAUAGCAACAACCCCAGGUACAUCCUGCGGAACUACAUUGCACAGAACGCCAUCGCAGCCGCCGAGGAUGGAGACUUCUCGGAGGUGCGACGGGUGCUGAAGCUGCUGGAGGCCCCUUAUCACAACCCUGGGGAAGCUGCCGAGGUCCCUGAGGCUACUGAGCCUGAGGGGGCCAGAGGGGCAGCUGGGGGGCAGCACUCCUACAGUAGCAAGCCCCCACUCUGGGCAGCGGAACUGUGUGUGACGUGAUCCUCGUAACAGCCUCGGUGUCCUCCACAUACCUGGAGUCUCCCGAGGCCCCCAAGUGCUGCUGAAUGGUUGAGACAGUGCUGGGCCACCUUCCACGCCCAGGCAGCAAAGGCUGUGCCCUGCCACCUGUCUCUCCAUGACGGCAGAGACGUCCAGUCAGCACCUGACCCGUCUCUGUCUGACACUUGACUUCUGCAGCCUGGCCCCGUGCACUACCCACCCUGUGAUAAGCUGCCCCUCGUGGGGACAGGAACUCGCCCUCAGGCAUAUGGGUGAUGCAGAGGGGGUCAGGCCCCUAAAUAAAGCAGCUUCCUCAGGCC
Molecule: messenger RNA, 2165 nt
Organism: Galeopterus variegatus (Sunda flying lemur)
Lineage: Eukaryota; Metazoa; Chordata; Mammalia; Dermoptera; Cynocephalidae
Gene: SELENOO
Product: selenoprotein O
Exons: 13
Coding region: 1-1845 (614 amino acids)
Source: RefSeq, a predicted model, not a curated record